This is a messenger RNA of Adineta ricciae, 393 nucleotides long. Lineage: Eukaryota; Metazoa; Rotifera; Eurotatoria; Adinetida; Adinetidae. The record is from the annotation of a GenBank genome assembly.
AUGGCAUCAGCAAAUUAUACUCGUCCGCAAAACUACUCAUCAGUUCGAGAUGAUGAUGAUGAAGCACUCGAUAUUCGAGUCAAUUCAAAUAAUGCUCAAUCAGGUGAUGAUAAGAAUGUGAAAGCACUUCAUGGGCAAGUUCAAGAGGUUGUUGGCGUGAUGAAACAAAAUAUUGAUAAACUAUUGGAUCGUGACGUGGCAUUGAGUAACCUUUCGUCACGGGCUGAUGAACUUCAAUCGUCAGCGACAACGUACAAUCAGACAACCAAACAAUUACGAAGAAAAUUUUGGUGGAAAAAUAUGAAAACAAACGUCUGUAUUGCUGGUAUCAUCAUCACAGUUCUUAUAAUCAUCAUCAUGUCAAUAGCAUUGAGCCGUCGUGGAAAGAACUGA